Messenger RNA from Camelina sativa (false flax), 1750 nucleotides. Its product is annotated as ATP-dependent 6-phosphofructokinase 6. The record is from RefSeq and is a predicted model, not a curated record. Gene Ontology annotation, molecular function: ATP binding; 6-phosphofructokinase activity. Gene Ontology annotation, biological process: glycolytic process; fructose 6-phosphate metabolic process. Lineage: Eukaryota; Viridiplantae; Streptophyta; Magnoliopsida; Brassicales; Brassicaceae.
CCUUUUGUUCUCUUCUAACUUCUAUACCACUCUGAGCUCUGAGAAUUAAAAAAAAAAAUACACACAUUGCAAUACGCUUCAAAUUCACAUUCGCUUUACGUCACCGGAGAAAAAGAAAACAGAAAGAAGUACAAGGUCUUCGAUGGCUUCCAAUGGCGACGAUGAGCAGAUUAAGUUAGUGGAAGGUCCUGCUGGUUACGUGCUCGAAGAUGUUCCUCACUUGAGCGAUUACAUUCACGAUCUCCCCGUAUUAACGUAUCCAAACCCGUUGCAAUCGAAUCCUGCUUAUUCAGUAGUUAGGCAGUAUUUUGUUGAUGAGGAUGAUACAGUCCAGGAAAAGAUUGUUGUUCACAAGGAUUCUCCUAGAGGGACACACUUUAGACGUGCAGGACCUCGCCAAAAGGUGUAUUUCAAGUCAGCUGAUGUGCGUGCAUGUAUUGUUACAUGCGGUGGCCUAUGCCCCGGGCUUAAUACAGUAAUCAGGGAGAUCGUGUGUGGUCUUCAUUUUAUGUAUGGUGUUACAGAAGUGAUUGGUGUGGAUUGCGGGUUUCGUGGGUUCUAUUCCAAAAAUACUGUUGCACUAACACCGAAGACAGUGAGUGACAUCCACAAGCGCGGGGGAACCAUACUAGGAACCUCCCGAGGGGGACAUGAUACAUCGAAGAUUGUCGACAACAUACAAGAUCGUGGAAUAAAUCAGGUUUACAUUAUUGGAGGUGAUGGAACCCAAAAAGGAGCAAGUGCAAUAUAUAAGGAAAUUAGGCGUCGUGGACUUAAAGUUGCAGUUGCAGGAAUACCAAAAACCAUUGAUAACGACAUUCCAGUCAUUGACAAAUCCUUUGGAUUUGAUAGUGCGGUUGAGGAGGCUCAACGUGCUAUUAAUGCAGCGCAUGUUGAAGCGACCAGUGUGGAAAAUGGUAUCGGACUUGUCAAGCUAAUGGGUCGCUACAGUGGGUUCAUUGCAAUGUAUGCUACACUGGCUAGUCGAGAUGUCGACUGCUGUCUGAUUCCCGAGUCACCUUUUUAUCUUGAAGGCAAAGGAGGGCUUUAUGAGUUCAUUGCAAAACGGCUCAGGGAAAAUGGCCACAUGGUUAUAGUGGUUGCUGAAGGUGCAGGGCAGGAUCUUGUUGCAGAGAGCGUUGAACAGCAAGAUGCUUCAGGAAACAAGCUCCUUAAAGAUGUAGGACUAUGGAUGAGUCUUAAAAUCAAGGAGCACUUUGCGAAGCAGAGUGUGUUGGACAUUACUCUCAAAUACAUUGAUCCGACGUAUAUGAUCCGAGCUAUUCCAGCCAAUGCUUCCGACAACGUCUACUCAACUCUCCUCGCCCAAAGCGCAGUCCAUGGUGCAAUGGCUGGCUAUACCGGCUUUGUCUCUGGUCUUGUUAAUGGAAGGCAUACAUACAUUCCCUUUAACCGAAUAACGGAGAAGCAAAACAAAGUUGUGAUUACAGACAGAAUGUGGGCGCGGAUGCUGUCAUCGACGAACCAGCCCAGCUUCAUGAACCCUCCUAAAGGAACCACCGUGGUGUCUGACUAAUGUUUGGCGAAACUUCAUUUCUUCAUUUGUAAUUUUGACCCCAGGGAGGUUGGAUCAUAUAGGUAAGACGGUAUCAUUGUUCUCGUGAACUUUUUUUGUUAAAGAUACAAAGUUGUUGUGAAGUUAUGCUAUUGAGAAGAGAGAAACCGAGAGUUUAUGUUUGUCGUUACUACCCUUUUCAUAAAACUAGACCAACAACUACAUUCUUUUUUU